AUGCCGACAACAAAAGAAUUGCCGGCAAUUGAGCACAUGCCAAAAGGAUUCUUCUAUUUUGCCGUUUCAUCUGUUGCUUUUCUGGGUUUCUUCGGGACCUUCUGCAACAUAUUUUUGUUCUUCAAGUUUGCCACCUCUUGGAAAACACUGAAUGGAUUCAAAAAGCUUUGUUUCAUGAAAACUAUUGCAAAUUCAAUAGUUUGCUGCUCAUUCUUAUUUUUUGCUGUUCCUGUUAUAUGUGCUACUCUCACAUUUAGUCAGGUUAAUUACUAUCUGAAUCGAACGAUGGGAAUGGUGUCCCCUUUAUGGUCAUACAUUUUGAAUACCUUAAUUCCUAUCUGCUUGUCAUGUAAUCGGUUUUAUUUUUUAUAUUUCCCAUUUGGUAUUAAACGUUUUCGAACAACUUCUGCAAUCAAUUGGGCAAUUUUAAUAUGUAUAAUCUUUGACACUGCUCUUGCCAUCUUUUCAAUUCCAGAAGGAUGCGGCUUUGUUUUUGACCCGAAUUUAUUCAUUUGGAGAAGUGAACUAUAUCCAUGUGCCCUGGACAGAUCGGAAUAUCUUCCAUAUAUCAAUUUUAGUGCCACAAUAAUUACCAAUUUUUUCAAUAUUGCGAUAGUUAUUCGUUUGUUAAGCAUGAGUAAUAGUGGCGUAAAUGCCGAAGAAUCGAGGGCAAGAAGAAAACGUUGGAUGGUGAAUUUUACACAGUGUGUAAUCCAAGAUAGUCUCCAAUUAUUCGACACAAUCAAUGCCUACUACAUGUGGAGAUUUUAUGACGCUGCUUGGUAUCGUUUCCUAUUCGCAACAUUAUCGUUUAUUUUAGUAUCUGCGCUUGAUGGAUUUGUAAUGUUUAUUUAUCAUCAGGAAUGUCUGAAAUUGAUAACAUUAAAGUGGAAAAGCACAACUGUUGAACCUUCUCCUGUAAAUUCCCUGCCAAGUGGUCAUAGAACUCUAAUUGAAUAA
Messenger RNA from Caenorhabditis elegans, 960 nucleotides. It is a transcript of the gene srx-130, whose product is annotated as 7TM GPCR serpentine receptor class x (Srx) domain-containing protein. Bases 1 to 960 code for a protein of 319 amino acids. NCBI's taxonomy places the organism in Eukaryota, Metazoa, Nematoda, Chromadorea, Rhabditida, Rhabditidae. The record is from RefSeq and is marked reviewed. The transcript is spliced from 5 exons.